CCGACCUUUCCCAUUUUAUUUCGCUGCUUCUGCUCUCGCUCUCUCUCUCUCUCUCUGUGGGUUUGGGCUUUAGCUAGGGUUUUCUCUUCUUCGUUUCGAGGGUCGGCCAUGGCGCAGGAUGGAACGGAGAACGGGGCGGCGGCGAAGACUGUGAGUGUCGCGGUGUUCAAGCCGCAGUUGGUGGUGCCGGCGAUGAAGGCGGACGAGGCGGUGCAGUUCUAUAAGGCGGCGUUCCGGGCGGUGGAGCUGAAGCGGAUGACCCACCCCAAGCGGAAGGCCGAGCAGGAGCUCCCCCUCAUCCUCUGCGCCGAGCUCAAGAUCGGUUCCUCCUCGCUCCUCGUCUGCGACCAAACCGAGGACUCCUCGGCCGCCGCGGAGAAGGGGGCGAUCGGAGGGGGGAUCGUGUUCCGGGUGGAGACGGGGGACGUGGAGGGUGCCGUGGAGAAUGCGGUGAAGGCGGGAGCGGCGCUGCAGGGGGAGAUCACAGAGGAGGACGCGUGUGGCGGUGGGCUCCUCGGGAAGGUGAAGGAUCCCUUCGGCCUCGUCUGGGCCAUCGCCUCUGCCGGCAAGAAGUGCGCCGAGUUCGAGGCGGAGGCCUAGGCCAUGAUCGGUCUCCUUCGACUCUCGCCUUUUGGAACUGAACGGAAUACUCUUUUACCUACUUUACUAUAUUAUCUCUGGUAGUAAACUGGUAUUACUUGUUUUUAGUUUGAAGUAGUUGGACACUUGAUGGAUUGUGCUAAUGUCGUUGGACAUUAUUAAGUUGGUCGUGGCGGUCGCCCGUGAUUGACGGUUGUGGAUAUCAUGGUUUUUUUGGCAAGUGGAAUGGACUAACUUUCAUGUGGCGAUUGCACCCUUACCAUGUCUCUCUAUGUGGGCUUUAUAUAGUUUCCCAUAAUAUCUCUCUAAUUCUCUCUUAUCAUGUUGUAAUUCCUGUUUUCUAUGAUUUAGCUUCCUUUAAUCUUCUAUCUAA
This is a messenger RNA of Phoenix dactylifera (date palm), 973 nucleotides long. RefSeq lists its product as uncharacterized. The record is from RefSeq and is a predicted model, not a curated record. NCBI's taxonomy places the organism in Eukaryota, Viridiplantae, Streptophyta, Magnoliopsida, Arecales, Arecaceae.